CGCGCGCUCUUCCCUUAAAACUGCGGGCCGCGGGCUGCGCGCCGCCGAGGUGCCUCAGUCGAGCGCCGAGCCGUCGAUCGCGUGGCUCCCGCAGUCUGCGCUCCCGCUCGCUGGUGGCUCCACCCGCCAUAUUGUAGACCAGCAUCCCGUUAUGGAGCAUGCCAUUACCCCGCUGGAACCCCUGCUUCCCUCUGGGAGUUUGAAAUACUGCCUUGUGAUUCUGAACCAGCCUUUGGACAAAUGUUUCCGUCAUCUUUGGCACAAAGCUCUUUUAAGAGCCUGUGCCGAUGGAGGUGCCAACCGCUUAUAUGACAUCACAGAAGGAGAGAGGGAGAGCUUUCUGCCUGAAUUCAUCAGUGGAGACUUUGAUUCCAUUAGGCCUGAAGUUAGAGAAUACUACGCUAUUAAGGGCUGUGAAAUUAUUUCAACUCCUGAUCAAGACCAUACUGACUUUACCAAGUGCCUUGAAGUGCUCCAAAAGAAGAUAGAAGAAAAAGACCUACAGGUAGAGAUGAUUGUGACGUUGGGAGGACUUGCUGGACGUUUUGACCAGAUCAUGGCGUCCGUGAGCACUUUGUUCCAAGCGCCUCAAAUAACUUCUUUGCCAAUUAUAGUAAUCCAAGAGGAAUCUCUCAUCUACCUGCUCCAACCGGGAAAGCACAAACUGCAUGUAGAUACCGGGAUGGAAGGUGAUUGGUGUGGCCUCAUUCCUAUUGGACAGCCUUGCAAUCAAGUGACAACAACAGGCCUAAAGUGGAACCUCACACAUCAGAUGCUUGGUUUUGGAACACUGGUGAGCACUUCCAACACCUACGACGGAUCUGGUGUUGUGACUGUGGAGACUGACCAUCCCCUGCUCUGGACCAUGGCCAUCAAAAACUGACCAGUGCUGACCUCCGUCGCUGUGCCUCUGACAUACCUCGUUUGCCAACAACAUCAUGCUCAAGAAGAACAGUCCACCUUGGCUGGCAGGACUCGAAACCUGUCCCCUGGGAAGCCCACUAGUUUUAAAGACUGUCAUGUUUUGAUCAUUCAGGUAACACUAUAAAUGACAAAUUCCAGUUUUACUGUGACAGGGGUGGGGGGGAAUCGUUAUUUGUUAAAGUAAAUAUGCUCUAUUAGAUUCAGUUGGAAAGUUAACGUGGAUCAUCUCACUCUAAAAUUCAGUCCUGAUUACUCAUUAAUCACGCCAUGUACCCCCAGGAAACAGUUUGUAAUUUUGAAGCUGAGGAAGCUCUGAGGUUCCGUGGUGUCCAGCACAUGUACCUCCUCCUGUCGAUCCUUAAAUGCUUGCUUCUGUCUAACAAUAACAUUAGCUUUCUCAGUCAUGUGGAUUCCCUCUCACUGAAAAAAUAACUCCUCCUAGCUUGGGAUGCUAGAACCGCACCAUUUGAUUCUGACCUUAACAGCUUGGGGUAUUAUCUUUUAAUGAUAAAUAAAAAAAUCACUAGCCUGAUUACUAAAAUUUAAAACAAGUAGAACCCACCCAGCUGCUUUACGUAACGCAAACUCAGCGUUGCUGUAAAGAAAGAGACCGGCCUCUCUCCUCUCUGGUGCUGCGACAGAGUGAGGGUUGUGUUGUGAGUGGGGAAUGAAAGCGGGACCCCUUGAACUAGCAUGCAGGUGUGCAUAGUUAAUCAUUAGAGAUCACUUUUAAAUUAUUCAUGCAAAUACAUGUGAAACUGAAUCCAGAUGUGAAAUAAAAAUAUUUAGUUACCAA
Molecule: messenger RNA, 1720 nt
Organism: Cervus elaphus (red deer)
Lineage: Eukaryota; Metazoa; Chordata; Mammalia; Artiodactyla; Cervidae
Gene: TPK1
Product: thiamin pyrophosphokinase 1
Exons: 9
Coding region: 152-883 (243 amino acids)
Biological process (GO): thiamine diphosphate biosynthetic process; thiamine metabolic process
Molecular function (GO): ATP binding; thiamine binding; thiamine diphosphokinase activity
Source: RefSeq, a predicted model, not a curated record